Molecule: messenger RNA, 1066 nt
Organism: Castor canadensis (American beaver)
Lineage: Eukaryota; Metazoa; Chordata; Mammalia; Rodentia; Castoridae
Gene: Mrpl20
Product: mitochondrial ribosomal protein L20
Biological process (GO): translation
Cellular component (GO): ribosome
Molecular function (GO): rRNA binding; structural constituent of ribosome
Source: RefSeq, a predicted model, not a curated record
UGAGAGUGUGCAAUGCAGUGCCAGUCCUGCACAUUGACAGCACCCCGCACCCGCCGCGUCGCUCCCCAGCCGGGCGCCCUGCACUGCUCUCCGUGGAUGUGGAUGCCGGACAGUCAGGUCAGUGGCCUCCACACCCGUCACGAUGCUCCCAGGUGCACGGUACUCGCAGAGGGGGCUCUGCGCUUCUUUUCAGUCCACACUGGCGGACUGCGGCGGGCUCUUCAGUCGCCGCGGGCGGUAGCUGGGUCUCCCACCCUCCACUCCAAGCGCCGAUGAUAGGCGGAUCGUUGCACACUCCGGAACCAAGGAAGCGAACCCCGCGGCGCGCCGGAAGGUACGCGCAACGUGCCGCUGACCCGGAAGCACUCGUGGUACACCGCCCCGUUCUCGGCAGUGCGCCAUGGUUUUCCUCACGACGCGGCUCUGGCUGCGGAACCGCCUCACCGACCGCUACUGGCGGAUCCAGGAGGUGUUGAAGCAUGCCGGGCACUUCCGGGGGAGGAAGAACCGCUGCUACCGGUUGGCCAUCCGGGCGGUGACCAGAGCCUUCGUGAAGUGCACGCGAGCCCGCAGGCUGAAGAAGCGGAACCUGCGGACGCUCUGGAUUAAUCGAAUUACAGCUGCUUCCCAGGAACAUGGCCUACAGUACCCAGCAUUCAUUGUCAACUUAAUUAAGUGCCAGGUGGAGCUCAACAGGAAAGUACUUGCAGACCUGGCCAUCUAUGAACCAAAAACUUUUAAAUCUUUGGCUGCUUUGGCCAAAAGGAGGCGGCAGGAGGGAUUUGCUGCAGCCUUGGGGGAUGGGAAGGAACCCGAAGGCAUCUUUUCCAGAGUGGUACAGUACCACUGAGGGCUGUAGCACUGUGGAUGGGAAGAGGCUUUCCCUAAGGAGCAAAAUGAUAAUCUAGUCAACAGCAUGUAAGUCUGAUUUGUGUUUAUUUACAUUUCAGUACCAAACCUGAUAGUAAAGGCCUGUCUUCUGUCUUCUCAGUGGGACAGUCACCGAACUUUUGUAUAGAUUGUGCAAAUAAAGUUUUUGCAGUGUUCAAUUUGUGAGUUGUUUUCU